AUGCUGAAGGCUUGGCUAAACGAGCAUCGUAAAAAUCCGUAUCCAACGAAGGGUGAGAAAAUAAUGCUGGCCAUCAUCACCAAAAUGAGUCUUACACAAGUGUCCACGUGGUUCGCCAACGCUCGACGCCGUCUGAAGAAAGAGAACAAAGUCACAUGGACUGUUCGUGCCUGUUCCAGCAGCAGCGGUAGCGGUGGAGCUGGAAUAAAUGGAUCCUCGACGUCCGGCAACCCCAACACCGAGGUCGGAGUCUGUGAGGACGAGGAGAUGGCAAACAUGAGCCUUAAAGACCGGCGACAAAGCCAGGCCAGAAAGUCGGGCAAGCGGAGUAACGCCAACAGGAAGUCGAACAGCGACAUACAGACUGCCAACUAUGAGGAAGAUGGAGACGAAGAGGAUGAGGAGGAUGGAGAUCAAGAAGAGGAGGAGGAAGAGGAAGAGGAGGAGGAGGAAGAGGAGGAUGAGGAGGAGGAAGAGGAAGAGGAGACAGAGGAGAAUUGCGACAACGACGAUGACAAUGACGACGAAGACAGAGAGGCAGUGGAAGAAGAGCUAAAGCGAAUGCAAGAAAGGAUCAAGAGUCUCGAGCCAGGCAUGUUGGAGCCCAAUUUCUACGGCCAACUGAGUCGAGUCGUCAAGGCGGUUAGUUAUACCGAGCGAUUUGAUGCCCGAGAUGGGGGGAAUGGAGACUGUGAAAAGGUGCGAGAACUGAAGAGGCGAUUCUGCGAGCUAAAAGAGCCCACUUUCAAUUCUGCGUUUCCCGACGACAUAAACGGUCUCACAAAACGACCGAGCGGACAUCGAGGCUUGGGCGCCUUGUUCGAAAACAGCCGUUGCGAUGAGACCGCAGGUACUGGCGACAAGCGAAUGUCCGUGACCCUGAGACCUGGUCUCGUGGGGCUAUCGCCAACCUCAUCACCCUCCUCUACCGGCGACGAUCCUGCCAGUUUCCACAGCUCCUCGGGGCCGGCAAAGAUCUGGUCCCUUGCGGAACUCGCCUCCACCUCAGAGGAGGCAAAUAGCGACCCGAUCCAACUAGUCGACAAGUCUUCGUCGUCCGCUGGUGCCGCAGUAUCCCAUCAGGCUCUCAACCUGUCGCCCGACGCAGAUCGCCUUGUUUCGGCAAGCGACUCCGAGGCGCUUCUCGCCUCAACGCCGGUGAGUGGUGGUGUCAAGGCGGGACUCGAACUUCAAGCCAGGCAGUCGAGUUGGCUGGCCUUUGCCAACUGGCUGAAUCAGACGACCGUCGGGGCUGGUCAACUGGCACCCAGAGCCGGCGUUCUCAUCCCUUCGUCCUCAUCGCCUCCGUCCGAUCCGUCCGAUCCGUCCGACCCGUGCGAUCUGCCCGAUCCAUCGGAUCAGUCGGUUCCUGCCAACGGACUUAGAGGUCUUCGCAAAGAAGGCAAGUCCGAG
Molecule: messenger RNA, 1413 nt
Organism: Protopolystoma xenopodis
Lineage: Eukaryota; Metazoa; Platyhelminthes; Monogenea; Polystomatidea; Polystomatidae
Source: the annotation of a GenBank genome assembly